AUGACUUCAGAAAAAAAUCAUUCAUAUAUAACACAUAUAAUUGUUCCAUUAAAUGAAGAUUACAGAAUAUGGUUACACAUCAAAAACCUUACACUUCAGUCCAUGUCUAAUAAUAAGAUAACAAUUUUCGAAGAAGCACAUUCCGUUACUCAAUUUCAAAAUAAUACAGUUUUGAAAAUUCCUCCUGGUUUGUAUACACUGACGAUACAUUAUACGGAUAAAAAACAACAGCCAAUAUCAAGGAGAGUCUUAAAUCUUGAAACUAAUCAUAUUUACACAUAUAGAAAUGAAUAUGAUAGUAAAAUAAAUUCUAAAUUACAAUCAAAUACAGUUGAAAAGACUUAUGUUUUAAGUAAAGAGUGGUUAUUACCUCAGUUUAUUUGUAUGACAUUCGGCGAAACACUGUUUACCAUGACUGGAUUAUCAUUUUCUUUCUCGGAAACUCCCGAAUCGAUGAAAACUGUGUCAAUAUCUAUGUGGUAUUUUUGCGUGGCUCUUGGGAAUUUAAUUGUCAUUUUUAUCAACAAAUUUGUAGCGUUUGAAAAGAAAUCCAACAUGUUUUUUAUGUUCGCUUCCAUUGCACUCUUAACGAUAUUCGGCACCUGCAAAUGGAGUAACACGUACGAAAAAUUAUAUUACAAAAAUAAAGCAGAUACAGGAAAUGAGAACGAUAGAGAUAAUGUUAAUUUAGUGAUGUUAUUAAAAAAGGAGAGUUAUCAACUAUCGUUUUGA
This is a messenger RNA of Diuraphis noxia (Russian wheat aphid), 732 nucleotides long. Its product is annotated as solute carrier family 15 member 2-like. Gene Ontology annotation, cellular component: membrane. The record is from RefSeq and is a predicted model, not a curated record. Gene Ontology annotation, biological process: transmembrane transport. Lineage: Eukaryota; Metazoa; Arthropoda; Insecta; Hemiptera; Aphididae. Gene Ontology annotation, molecular function: transmembrane transporter activity.